UUGACGUUAUGUUGACACGUUACUGUUUACGGGUCAUUGGAUGCGCAUCGCCUGAGAACCGUCAAAUGCAAAUUAAAAAGUUAACAGUUUCAUAGGUUUAUCCCCAACAAUUCAUUCAAGAUCUCGUGCCAUUUUAGUCGGCAACCGAAACAGCCCAAACAUGACUGAUUAUGCCAAAAAAUUCAUGUUAUUCCUUAUGGACGAAAAAUGUUACGAUAACUAUUUCGUAGAUUUCGACCUACUCGAUGGCGAUUGCUUCAGAGCGCUGCUAAGCAAAGGUCUCGGCCUGGGAAUCAUUGCUGGUUCGGUGCUGGUGAAAGUGCCACAGAUCACAAAAAUAUUGGCCAACAAAUCUGCCAAAGGUAUAAAUUUGUUCAGCGUAUGUCUGGAUCUGUUCGCCAUCACCAUCCACAUGGCGUACAGCUUCGUAAGCGGAUUCCCAUUCAGCGCCUGGGGUGAUACCUCGUUCCUAGCCCUGCAGACCGCAUUCAUCGCAUUUUUGGUGCUGGUCUACGGAGGAUCGAUACCCGGUGCAGUUGCAUUUGGAUGUGCUUAUUCGGCCGGCACCUACGCUCUGAUGGGUGGAAUGACUCCUUUGAACUACCUUCUGAUUGCUCAGGGUUUCAAUGUUCCGAUCUUACUGCUGGGAAAACUUUCUCAGGCGUAUACCAAUUACAAGAACGGUAGCACCGGUCAACUUUCGGCAGUCACCUGUUUUAUGCUAUUGGCCGGUUCACUAGCUCGUAUUUUCACCUCCAUUCAGGAAACCGGAGACCAAAUGAUGAUCAUUACCUACGGAUGUUCGUCGUUUGCCAAUGCAGUUAUCGUUCUUCAGCUCCUGUACUACUGGAAUGCCGACAAAGAGGCACGAAACAAAUCGGCGGAUGUGGCAAAAAAGUCCAACAAAACCAAAGCGAAGAAAGUUGACUAAACUCAUCGAUUAAUUACCAUGUAAAAUGGCUUAUAAAAAGACGAAAGUAAUAACUUCUAUUCCAUUUGAUUCGAUGUACAAACAGUUAUGUACCAGUUUACCUAGCGACUUCUGUUGAAUGGAUUUACAUUAGUUCCAUCACAGUUUAGAUGUUCAGAAAUAGCAAUUUUUGUAUCCGCUUUAGAAUGGGAGAUUUCAGCGACAACGGUGAAGUUCGAUUGUAGACGAGUAUACAUGUUCGAUUAAGUGUGGUGCCGUUGAGUGAAAAAAAAACUGUAAACAAUUUCUAAUAAACGGAUAAGUUGAAACCA
Molecule: messenger RNA, 1242 nt
Organism: Uranotaenia lowii
Lineage: Eukaryota; Metazoa; Arthropoda; Insecta; Diptera; Culicidae
Product: mannose-P-dolichol utilization defect 1 protein homolog
Exons: 3
Coding region: 161-931 (256 amino acids)
Biological process (GO): oligosaccharide biosynthetic process
Source: RefSeq, a predicted model, not a curated record